AUGCUUGUACUAAUUCUAGACGUGUAUCUGGUUGUGGUUAUCUAUAAAAGCGGAGAGAAACAGAACUAUGCUCUAACCAUUAGGGCGUAUGCUUUCAUAAGUACACUGAUGAUAUAUUUGAUUAUAGUGGAUGGGAUUAAUGUAGUGAACGGAGACAUUCUUCCCUUUUUGUACAAGUAUCCCAUAAAUAAACUGACGCCGGCAGAAAUAGUACAAGUAGAGGCGUUAAUUUGCACUUUAACUCUACACAAACCUGUGUUCAGGGCAUCGGACCUAUUUGUUGUUGGAACGGGAUUGUUAGCAUCGGUAUCAGGGACAAUUGUUACCUAUGUACUGGUUGCCUUGCAAUUCAAUGCGAAAUUUUCUCAACAAAAUACGUGUUAG
Photinus pyralis (common eastern firefly) is the source of this 384-nucleotide messenger RNA. RefSeq lists its product as uncharacterized. The record is from RefSeq and is a predicted model, not a curated record. The transcript has 4 exons. The coding region runs from base 1 to 384 and encodes 127 amino acids. Lineage: Eukaryota; Metazoa; Arthropoda; Insecta; Coleoptera; Lampyridae.